AUGCCUGAGAUGAUCAAGUCGCCCGCAGACAUCAAAACUGCACCUUUCGACCCGCGCUUUCCUAACCAAAACCAGACAAGGUACUGCUACCAGAGCUAUCUGGACUUCCACCGGUGCCAGAAGGUGCGCGGCGAAAAGUAUGAGCCCUGCUAUUAUUUCCAACGAGUCUUCAAAUCCCUGUGCCCUAAUGAAUGGGUUGAAAAGUGGGAAACCCAGCGCUCAGAGGGCACUUUCCCCGGCAGGAUCUAA
Messenger RNA from Arctia plantaginis, 249 nucleotides. The record is from the annotation of a GenBank genome assembly. NCBI's taxonomy places the organism in Eukaryota, Metazoa, Arthropoda, Insecta, Lepidoptera, Erebidae.